Messenger RNA from Sclerotinia borealis F-4128, 1494 nucleotides. The record is from the annotation of a GenBank genome assembly. NCBI's taxonomy places the organism in Eukaryota, Fungi, Ascomycota, Leotiomycetes, Helotiales, Sclerotiniaceae.
AUGGUUAACAUAGCCCAAAGGCGCAAAAAGAAUACAAGUAGCAGCUCGACGGCGCCAAAGGAGGAUAUUGAAAUGGCCACUUCACCCCAAGCACAGGGCCAUGUGGCAGAGGUUUCAGUCGAAACUACCGGACCCUCGACUACUACCGCACACCACAACUUAUCGGAAACUCUGCACCAUAUGCUACCUACGCAUAGAGUCAACCAUAAGGGAUACAAAGUUACAAAGGGCAUUCAGCCUGACGGAGAAAGUGGCAGAAAAGGCAUACAUCCGUUGCAUUUCUUCAGGAUAUGCUGGGCCUCAACAAGUGAUGCUUCUCGACUUGUCAAUAUUUUGUGGCCCGUUGUGCCCGCAGCCCUUGCCGUUCGAUAUGCUAGGCCAGAACUCCAUCUGGCGAUAUUUAUACUCAAUUACAUUGCUAUGGUGCCUUGCGCGAAUUUGAUUGGAUUUGCUGGGCAGGAAUUGGCAAGAAAACUGCCAAAGGUGUUUGGUAUAUUGCUGGAGACUACGCUUGGCAGUCUUGUCGAGAUGAUCCUUUUCAUAGUUCUUUUGACAAGAGAUGAAUAUAGUGUCAUUCAAGCUGCAAUUUUAGGCUCAAUGCUAGCUACCUUGCUAUUGUGUUUGGGGAUGUGCUUUUUCGUCGGUGGUCUGACACGAGAUGAGCAGUCAUUCGAUGAAGCUGUUAGUGAAGUUGGAAGUGGACUGUUGUUGACGGCUGGACUUGGCCUCAUUAUACCCUCGGCAUUUGCAACGGCUUUAGAGUUAAAAGCUUCUGCGUCUCUCACGGAAGAGAUCAUCGCAGAAAAAGUCCUUAAUAUAUCCCGUAUUACUUCCGUACUACUUAUAGUUGCAUAUGCCACCUACGUCUUCUUCCAAAUGCGAACCCAUCACAGCAUAUACGAUGCUAUUCUAGAAGCAGACGAACAAAGGGACGAGGAUCGUCAUGAUGAUCUACAAAAAGACAAGCUUACCUUUACUGAGUGUGUAAUUGCUCUUGCAAUUGCAAUAUCUUUGGUGACUCUCAUUGCCAUCAGUCUGGUUGAGCAGAUUCCUCGAAUCGUGGAAGAGCGUGGUAUUUCCGAUGCAUUCAUGGGCCUUAUCCUUGUUCCUUUAGUUGAGAAGGCAGCCGAGCAUCUUUCUGCGGUCGACGAGGCUUACGAUAACCAGAUGAAUUUUGCGUUGUCUCAUGUUCUAGGAGCGACGAUCCAAACGGCACUAUUCAAUGGUCCUUUAGUUGUUAUUAUUUCCUGGGGUUUAGAUAAGAAGUUGGACCUCGACUUUGAGGUGUUCGAUAUCAUUGUUUUGAUCCUAUCUAUUCUAGUUGUAGGAAAUUUCUUGCGAGAUCAAAAGAGUAAUUAUCUAGAGGGUGCUCUAUGCGUGAUUGUCUACAUCAUCAUUGCAGUGGCAGCUUACUUCUAUCCAAACCCAGAAGAGACUACCACCGCGGGCGAGGUGACUCAUGCAGCGGUAGAGGUGCUUCAUGCCCUUCUUUGA